UACCCCACUUCCUACUUCCUCUGGAAGCCACGUUUCAAAUAAUUGAUGCAAUAUAAAAUCUUCUGGUAGUGGUAGAUUACUCUCUGAAAGGAUCUUAAGAUUCAAACCCAGUAAGGUGAUUCUUCAGGGAUGUUAGCAGGGAUAGCAGCGGUGUUGGUGGUGGGUUUUCUGGGAUGGGCUUAUCAGACCACAAAGCCUCCUCCUCCAAGGAUAUGCGGAGCCCCAGAUGGUCCUCCUGUUACUUCACCUAGAAUCAGACUCAGUGAUGGAAGACAUCUGGCCUACAGAGAGAGUGGAGUCCCUAAGGAUGAGGCCAAGUACAGUAUCAUCGUCGUUCACGGCUUCGACAACUCCAAAGAGUUCAGUUUGCCUGCAUCCCAGGAACUUAUAGAAGAGUUAAGGAUAUAUUUUCUAUCAUUUGAUAGAGCUGGGUAUGGAGACAGUGAUCCAAACCCAAGGCGGUCGGUGAAGAGUGAAGCAUUUGACAUUCAAGAACUCGCUGAUCAGUUGGAUAUUGGAUCAAAGUUUUAUGUGAUUGGGGCUUCUAUGGGAGGCUAUGCUGUUUGGGGUUGCCUUAAAUACAUACCACACAGGCUAGCAGGUAUAUCCUUAGUAGCGCCUGUGAUAAACUACUGGUGGCCUUCUUUGCCUGCUAAUCUAUCAAGAAGUGCCUAUAGAGAGAAGUCGGUGCCAGACCAAUGGGUAUUUAGGAUCGCGCACCAUGCCCCUGGAUUACUAUACUGGUGGGUAACUCAGAAAUGGCUGCCUCCUGCCCCUCUGCUUGAGGGUCAUCCAGUAAUUUUUAGCAGUACAGAUAAAGAGAUCUUGACGAAGAUGUCAGACACCAUAAGGCCUGGUCAGGAUAAGGUUCGACAACAGGGGGUGUUCGAAUCUCUGCAUCGAGACUUGAUGGUUGGUUUUGGCACUUGGGACUUUGAUCCUAUGGAUCUAAGUAACCCAUUCCCUCAAAGCGAAGGCUCUGUUCACAUCUGGCAGGGUCAUGAAGAUAGAAUGGUUCCAUCUCUACUGCAGCGCUAUGUUGCUCAUAGGCUCCCUUGGAUCAGGUAUCAUGAGGUUCAUGAUGGUGGGCAUUUGUUCAUUUAUGACGGAAGCUUAUGUGAGGCCGUCUUGAGAGCACUUUUGCUUGGAGAAGAGCCUUCUUCUAUCUUACUAGACUAGUUAAAUUGAAGUGGUUUGUAUGCUAUUAACUAAAAAGCAUAAGUGUCACAUGACAUAAUUUCUAUAUAUAUUCCAUUGGUGACAAACCAGUGAGAAAUUGGAGAUGAUAGGGAUAUACAACUAUUGCAUUCUUGUGAUAAUCUAGUUUCAUGUUUUGGAUCGCAUUGAUAAUUUUGCAACACACAUGGACUAUUUCAAGAAUAAUUUCUGUUCUGAGAAAAAAUGU
This is a messenger RNA of Telopea speciosissima, 1405 nucleotides long. RefSeq lists its product as uncharacterized. Lineage: Eukaryota; Viridiplantae; Streptophyta; Magnoliopsida; Proteales; Proteaceae. The coding region runs from base 130 to 1179 and encodes 349 amino acids. The transcript is spliced from 5 exons. The record is from RefSeq and is a predicted model, not a curated record.